UAUGAACCAAACAUCUUACUAAUUAUUAAUCUGAUCUAAAUUAAACACAUUGCUUACAUGUUCAACAACUAUUGAUUCCAUUGUUUUUUGCAUCAACAAAGAGAAAUGGCUUUCAGGGCCAGUGGAACACUCAUUUUGGCUUGUCUCGUUUGGAUUUUCUUCCUCUGUGCAACCAUUGCAUUCUUUCAGCUCAAAUUGGUUGACAACACAACCCAUCAAGCUUCUUCUGACGACAAGUUAACCACAACGCAAAAUCAUCAUCAACCAGAUACCCUUUUGGAAGAUGAUUUGGAGGGUGUGACCCAUAAAGUGUAUUUUGACAUAGAGAUCGAUGGGAAAUUAUCGGGUCGCAUAGUCAUGGGACUUUUUGGGACCACAGUUCCAAAAACUGCAGGAAACUUCCGUGCGCUUUGUACAGGAGAGAAAGGGGUGGGAAGAAGUGGGAAUCCUCUUCAUUAUAAAGGGAGCGCAUUCCAUAGGAUAAUACCAAGCUUCAUGGUCCAAGGGGGUGAUUUCACAAGUGGCGAUGGAAGAGGCGGAGAAUCAAUCUAUGGUGAUAAGUUUGCCGACGAAAAUUUCAAGAUCAAGCAUACCGGGCCAGGAUACUUAUCAAUGGCAAAUUCUGGGCAAGACACCAAUGGCUCUCAGUUUUUUAUAACAACAGUAAAAACCAGCUGGCUUGAUGGGCGGCAUGUUGUAUUCGGCAAGGUACUUUCUGGUAUGGAUGUUUUGUACAAGAUUGAAGCAGAAGGAAGUGAAGGUGGCUCUCCCAAACGCAAGGUUGUCAUAUUAGACAGUGGGGAAUUGACUUCAUGAUAUGGUUUAAUAUAAUCAGAGACUGACUCUACUAUGAUAACUAGUCAAUUUUUUUCCUUCUUCCAUGAUUUACAAACUCCUUGUGUAUACUUUACCAUUUAGUAAAUGAACCAAAUUUGUAGACAUAAAGUUCAUAUUUCUGUAAUUUAAGUCUAUGUUGUCAAUAAA
Vicia villosa (hairy vetch) is the source of this 984-nucleotide messenger RNA. Its product is annotated as peptidyl-prolyl cis-trans isomerase CYP19-4-like. NCBI's taxonomy places the organism in Eukaryota, Viridiplantae, Streptophyta, Magnoliopsida, Fabales, Fabaceae. Gene Ontology annotation, biological process: protein peptidyl-prolyl isomerization; protein folding. Gene Ontology annotation, cellular component: intracellular membrane-bounded organelle. The coding region runs from base 106 to 816 and encodes 236 amino acids. Gene Ontology annotation, molecular function: peptidyl-prolyl cis-trans isomerase activity. The record is from RefSeq and is a predicted model, not a curated record. The transcript has 7 exons.